Molecule: messenger RNA, 369 nt
Organism: Ipomoea triloba (trilobed morning glory)
Lineage: Eukaryota; Viridiplantae; Streptophyta; Magnoliopsida; Solanales; Convolvulaceae
Product: protein AGENET DOMAIN (AGD)-CONTAINING P1-like
Exons: 1
Coding region: 1-369 (122 amino acids)
Source: RefSeq, a predicted model, not a curated record
AUGGUGGUGUGUGAGUUGCCCGGCGACAAGGGCUACGUAGUCCAAUACAAGACUCUGGUGACGGACGACUUUUCCGGGCCGCUGACGGAGGCGGUUCCCGGCGCCGAAAUCUGGCCGCAGCCGGCGCAAGUGAACGCCGCCAUUUUUGACAUGUACGAGGAAGUGGACGCCUUCGACAAUGACGUUUGGUGGGUCGGCAAGAUCACCGGGAAAAUCGGGAACCGUUACUAUGUCUACUUCGAGACCACCGGCGACGAGAUUCUUUAUCACAAAGAUAGGAUCAGAGUCCAUCUUGAUUGGGUUCAUCACUCGUGGGUUCUCACCCAAAUCCAAAUCCAACCCGAAACCCGAACCCAACCCGUUUCUUGA